Molecule: messenger RNA, 789 nt
Organism: Lolium rigidum
Lineage: Eukaryota; Viridiplantae; Streptophyta; Magnoliopsida; Poales; Poaceae
Product: BSD domain-containing protein 1-like
Exons: 3
Coding region: 1-789 (262 amino acids)
Cellular component (GO): cytoplasm
Source: RefSeq, a predicted model, not a curated record
AUGGUGCCUGCUGUUGCUGCUAUCCAGCCGAACACCGCGGGAUCCGCCCCGUCCCCUCCCGCCGCCGCCGACACCGGCGGCUGGGGCUUCGGCGGGCUGCUCAAGACGCUCACCUCGCAGUCGGAGAACGUGCUGGAGACCUACCGCCGCGACCUCGCCGAGUUCAGCACGGGCCUGCGCCGCGAGACGGACGCCUUCCGCGAGGCCGCGGCCCGGGCGGCGCGGGACCUCCCGUCCUACGCGCACGCGCUCGAUGGGCUCGCCGACAUCGUCGCCCAGGGCAAGGACGCCCUCGCCGCCGCCGCCGCCUCCUCCGCCUCCCCCCCGUCCGCGGACGCCGAAUCCGACCCCAGCUCCGCGUCGGGCCACCUCCGCUACUACAGCCGCUUCGAGGCGCAGCUGCACGCGCUCCAGUCGGAUCCGGCCACCUUCGCCGCCGAUCCCGACGACGCCGAGGACUUCGCGGCCUGGAGGAGGGAGGCCGGGUUCAGCGUCGACGAGCAGCAGGAGAAGAUCGAGGCGCUCUGCUACGAGAGCGACGCCGUGGAGGGCAUGCUGGACCGGCUCGUGCCCGACGCUGUGGACGCCGAGCUGUUCUGGGCGAGGUACUUCUACCGCGUCCACAGGCUCAAGCAGCAGGAGGACGCCAGGGCCAAGCUCGUGAAGCGGGUCAUCGCGCAGGAGGAGGAGGAGGAUCUCAGCUGGGAGCUGGAUGAUGAGGAACCAGCACCAGAGGAGGAGAUUAAGCAGGCAUCGAUCAACACUCAGGAUGAAAGGCUUUUCGCCUGA